AUCUAAUGCUCGAUCGGAAAUGCUUUUUAUUAUAUAUAUUCACUGGCUAAUGAUGGAGAGGGCCGGGAAUUGAAGAUAGAUUUCGAUAAGAGGCAGCCGCAGAGGGAGUCGCUUUCUGGGGUUAUCCGUUAUCCUGUACUUACUGCAGCUAGCGCAGGGGCCCUACUAUACCACCUCCGCUCGAUGCCUGCCUUAAUUGUUGCAUGUGGACUGCGGUAUCUUCAGAUCGCCCCCUUCUUAAUUUGGACUCUUUUUCAUUCCCAAUACUGAUCUAGGAGAUCGUACGGUUGGCCUGGGAAUUGAGUUGGGGAUCGGAGAUUUCGUUGUGGUGGUAGUAGUGUAGGCGGAGCUGGCGAAUCGGUGGUGGGCAGGAGCGGUGGCGAUGGGAGGGGUCGACCCCAGGGUCAACUCGGCUACCUCGGCCCCUCCCAUCCAUCUUCGCCACCUCAACAGCGAAGAGGGGCACCGCCAGUUCAUCGGCCGAGGAGAUCACCAGGAUCCCAACGCCGCCGCGGUCGCCGCCGCCACGAAUAGCAGCGGAAGUAACAGUGGUAAUCACGGGCGGAACGAAGGCGACGAGCAGUCGGGCGGAGGGGGGAAUAAUACGGGAGGAUCCGGAGGCGGGAGGCGCCCCCGCGGACGGCCGCCGGGGUCCAAGAACAAGCCGAAGGCGCCGGUCAUCAUCACGCGGGAGAGCCCCAACGCGCUGCGCUCCCACGUGCUGGAGAUCGCGAGCGGGGCCGACGUGAUGGACGCCGUCGCGACCUUCGCCCGCCGGCGCCAGCGCGGCGUCUGCAUCCUCAGCGGCAGCGGGUCCGUCUCCAACGUCACGCUCCGCCAGCCCGGGGUGCCGCCGCCGCAGCCCGCGGCCGGGGUCGUCGCCCUGCACGGCCGGUUCGAGAUCCUCUCUCUAUCGGGGGCGUUCCUACCGGCGCCUUCGCCCCCGGGCGCCACGGGGCUGACCGUGUACCUGGCCGGCGGGCAGGGGCAGGUGGUGGGGGGAAACGUGGUCGGCGAAUUGGUGGCCUCGGGGCCGGUGAUGGUCAUCGCGGCCACCUUCUCGAACGCCACGUACGAGCGGCUACCGCUGGAGGAGGACGAGGACGCCGCCGCCGCGACGGUCGAAGCUCCACCAGCUCCGGGAGCAGAUCAAGGGAGUACCCCCCAUCCGUUACAUCAGAGUCCGGGAGGCGGCGGCGGCGGCGGGGGACGAUCGUCAUCUCAACCACCGUACGGUGGAUUGGACGCGGUGUCAAUGGCGCCGAUGCCGAUGCCGAUGCCGAUGUACAACCUGCCGCCCAAUCUUAUGACCAACGGCGGGCAGAUGGCACAGGAAGUCUUCGGCGCUUGGGCUUCGGCAGCCGCCGCCGGUUCUCAUCCACGCCCGCCACCGUCCUACUAAUAACCGAGUACUUAAUUUCUCCCUUAUAUAAAUAAUUAAUUAGACACUGCUAAAUAGAAGUUAAUCAACCCCUCUCUCUCUCUCUAUAUAUAUCUCGUUUCUUAAUUAUCGCUGUUUGCUGGUUAAUUACCUUCGUCGUCGUUCUUCAUACAUAUGAAUGCCAUUGUAUGCCCUCUCUUGCAAACAUAUGUAUUUAGUAGUGGCAAUCAUUUUGGUCACAAGCUAAUUAAGUAGUUUCAAGGUUUUAGUAUAA
Molecule: messenger RNA, 1655 nt
Organism: Zingiber officinale
Lineage: Eukaryota; Viridiplantae; Streptophyta; Magnoliopsida; Zingiberales; Zingiberaceae
Product: AT-hook motif nuclear-localized protein 20-like
Exons: 2
Coding region: 383-1402 (339 amino acids)
Cellular component (GO): nucleus
Molecular function (GO): minor groove of adenine-thymine-rich DNA binding; DNA-binding transcription factor activity
Source: RefSeq, a predicted model, not a curated record